AUGGAGCAUGAGCACACAGGGCAGGAUGGCACGCCGGCGCCAUACGGGAGAGCAUGUACGAAUUGUGCUCGUGCUAAGUGCAGGUGUAUCUACAGGUCGGAAGGGGCCGACUGCGAGAGAUGUCAUCGGCUGAGGAAAGAAUGCGUUCCGUCGGUCAGCGUGCGAAAGCGCAACCGUAAGAAGGCUCAUGUGUCCCGAGCCGCGCAGUUGGAGGCCAAGCUCGAGGACCUCGUCACACUCCUCCGGCACCAAGCUUCUCCUACAGAUCGGCCGCCAUCUCGAGGUGACACGGCAGAUGCAGCAAACACGAGUACGCCAGCACUGAGUGGUCACUCGACCACCAGCCCAUCCGAACAUAGCUCUCCUCGAUCAGCCGCCCCUAUGGUCCCCGUCCCUGAACGUCCACCCCAUUUUGGUUACACCAAAGGACCGCCUGCACGCGAACCUCCUGCCGGGACUAUUCCUGACCACUCCAACAUGGGUCCCUUGGUGGGACCAAGCGAGGCGCUUUCCAUGCCAGGCUCUAUCUAUCUUCCGGAUCACCGUGAGGCCACCAAACGGCUGGAAACCUUCCGCAAGUACAUGUUGAUAUUUUUGCCCUUUGUACAUAUUCCUGCGUCAAUUACGUCGGAACGGCUGAAGCAAGAGUCGCCGUUCCUAUGGUACAGUAUCAUGACCGUCACCUGCGAGCAUGUGGAUAGACGUCUGUCGAUGAGUGACACAGCCAAGAAGUUUGUGGCUCAGAAGAUAGUCGUUGAGCAUGAGAAGAACGUCGACUUGAUCCACGGUUUGAUUGUGUUCAUGGGCUGGACACAUUGCCACCUGAAGAAGGACAAACCCAUCCUUACCGUUCUCGCGUCCCUUGCCAAGUCGUUGGUUUUCGACCUGUGCCUCAACAAGCCUUUUAUUGAGCCCUCAUUCGCGGCCUGCCUCAAGGCGUUAAAGCAGCCAUAUUUGGUACCCAUAAGGGAAAAGACACUUCAGGAGCGCCGUGCCGUGCUUGCUUGCUUCCUCCUCACCUCUCAACUCGCAUAUUCCAACAAGAGGCUAGAUGCCUUGAACUGGACCCCCUACAUGGACGAGUGUCUGGAAAUCCUCUCGCAACAACAGGAGUGGGAAGGGGACGACCUGCUCAUCGCGCAGGUCAAGGUCCAGCUGCUCGUCGAGGAAGUGACGCGUGCGGCGUCUCAGUCCCCGGAUGGCAUACCCCCUUGCUAUGUGCUGUCAUCACUCCGGACACAACUCCAAGCUACUGCUGCCCAGCUCCCGCCGCAUCUGAAACACAACGACACAAUCCUAAGCCACAUCUCCUACGCUGAACUCGCCAUCCACGAACCAGCCUUGAACAAACUCACAGCCACCGGGCCCCACGCCAACCGCGGCACCUUCGCCAGCAUCCAGCGCUACGAAGCCCUCGAAGCCUGCCUCAACGCCAUCCACGACUGGGUCGACCGGCACUUCUCCAUCCCCAGCUACGUCUACGUCGGCAUGACCUUCACCUACUGGUGGAACAUGGCCCACUGCAUGCUGAUGCUGUACAAGCUAUCGGUGUUGGACGAGCCCGCGUGGAACCGCCGCGCCGUGCGCCAGCGGCUGGAUCUGCUCGCCGUCUGUGACCGGCUCGGCGCCGGGUUUGAUGAUAUCUCGGGCCCGCGCAACGAGUUGACAGGGCCGACGUUGGAGGAGGAUUCGUUUGCCAAGUUUGCCAAGAUGGUGCGGGCGAUGAAGGCGAAUUGGGCGCCUGAUUUGGCGGUUGUUGAUGGGCAUCCGGUUGCUGCUGCUUCGGCUGCGGCUGCGGCUGCGGCUGCGAAUAAUCAGGCGUUCCUUGACACUAGCAUGGAGGGACUGAAUGUCCCUUUUUAUCAGACGGACGACUCGGAUGCGUUCAUCGCGGGGUUGUUUGACAUGAACUGGGAUAUUUGA
Dichotomopilus funicola is the source of this 1923-nucleotide messenger RNA. Its product is annotated as transcriptional regulator WAR1. The record is from RefSeq and is a predicted model, not a curated record. Gene Ontology annotation, cellular component: nucleus. NCBI's taxonomy places the organism in Eukaryota, Fungi, Ascomycota, Sordariomycetes, Sordariales, Chaetomiaceae. Gene Ontology annotation, molecular function: transcription cis-regulatory region binding; zinc ion binding; DNA-binding transcription factor activity, RNA polymerase II-specific. Bases 1 to 1923 code for a protein of 640 amino acids. Gene Ontology annotation, biological process: regulation of DNA-templated transcription. The transcript is spliced from 7 exons.